CUGGUGUGAAACUACCAGAAGUCAUUACUGUUGAUUUUACAGCAGUAGAAAACAUUAGAAACAUCGACUUUUUAAACAUGUCAAUACUCAAAUGUCCUGUUUAAAGUAGCCAAAUAAGUUCGUCCCCUAGUUCCCCUCCUCCAGGGAAGAAAAGGGAAAGGAAAAAGGAGGUUUAACUGCAGCUACUGCGAACUCAAUCCGUGCUGUCCCCAUUUUAGGAGCGAAAGCAAAGAUGGAGGCAGCUAUUAAAACCGUGGUGAGUGUGUUCCUGAAGUCAUCCAAGGGCAAGGAAAACCUAGGAGGGAAGGAGUUCCAGAGCCUCGUGAAGAGCCAGCUCAAAAAUAUUCUGACGGGCACAGAGGACAAUGAGGCAGUAAAAAACAUGCGUCAACAGCUUGACAACAACGAGGAUGGGAAGGUCAGCUUCCAGGAGUAUAUGAAUCUGAUUGGCUAUCUGGCUCAGUCUGUCAGCGAGCAGCGUUCUUUGGAAAAAGAAACACAACCAGAGAGUUCAACCCAGGAGACGCGGGCUGAGGCGGCAGCCACUGCACAGGCAGAGCCACAGGCGGCAAAGGAGGUGGAGAAAGAAGACGAGCCAGUGACCGAGGAGGCAGCGGCCGAAGAGCAGAAGCCAGAGGAAGAGAAAAAAACAGAUAUGGAACAGGAAGGGGUGAAAGUUGAAGAGAAUAAAUCUGAAGAGAAGAAUAAAACAGAGGAAGCAUCAUAGGAGCUUGAGGAAGUGGAGAUUGUCGCAUCUCAAAUGCUUCUGUGUUUGUUUUGUUCGUCAUUUCCAUUAUUGUGAUAUUUUAAUACAAAGGCUGUUUAUGAAACCUGGCCAAUCCACUACAAAUCUUUUUUACUACAAAGAGCCUUAGCCCUCUCAUUACAGUUUUUUUUUUUCUUUUUUACAAUGGCUAGGACGCAUUUCUCAAUACUUUUCAAAACUCUCCUUACCAACGUUCAGCUUGGCACUUCGUAAAUUUCAUAUCCAAAAUGCACUAAAAACAACAAAACACUUAAAAUCAUUACACUAGUAAAGGUUGUUGCUCAACAAACACCCUUUAGGGCUUUUUACAAUUGAAAUAGUUAACCCUGAAUCAUUCUGUAAGCGUUCUUAUUUGCGGUGUCAGUGUCACUGAAUGAAUGAACACAGAACGCGACCUGUUUACACAACGGCUCUAGCAUUAUUCCAUCUAGGUUAUUCCAGUUUAAGGGGCACAAACCCUCAUAUAUUACGAGUGUGAAAUGUACCAUUACCCAGGGCUAAAAACGCGGUUUAAAACGACUUUAACCCGAGGUUAACCGCAGUGUAAAAAGCCCUUUUGUCACUUAGAACGACCUUAAAACCAACACCAACAAGAGAUGUAGCAUUUUUUCUCUUUUCCUAUGUAAAAUUACUUUACAAACAAGAAUGACAUCUCUUUACUGUUUAGAAUUUACUGCAGUAGGCUAUAUGUUAACCAUGUUAACAUUACAGUAUAACAUAAGUUUUGUAGAUGAAUAAAAUGAAAGACUGAUUAUGUGCUUAGCUAGGCUACCUUAUUGUUUUGAUAGUAUCUCAUUUUUAAGAUUUGGAAUAUAUUUAAAUAUACAGUAAUAUUACUCUAGAAGUGUAGCAAAUUGCUGUCUUUCUUUGUUGUAUUAUAUCAAGUUUUGAACUCGAGUUUAAAAGUUUUGAAAAAAGUAUGUUAAUGUGCAAAUUGACCUUUAGGUACAUUGAAUUUUGGUGAUGGUUGUGUUUGUGUAAGAAAAUAGUUAAUGCAAUAUGAGAGAUGUUUAGUCAUUAAAUGCAUGUUGUGCAAAAGCAAUGGAAAAUGAUCUGCAGUUUAGUCCACAUAGACUGCUGUCGUUUUCAAUGUGAAGAAAAAGUGACCUGUUGAGAAAUGGGUCCUAGCAAUUGUAAAAAAAACUGUAAUACUAAUUUCUGUUUGUAUGCACAUCAAUUCAUGCCUGUGAUUUAUUAUGUACUAGCCGCAAAUGUGACAAAUGGCCAAAGAGGUGCAAUAACUAAUCACUAUGUCCUUUUGUUUGAGCCAGAUUUGUUGUAAGGGUACUGCAACCACUGUGUCCCCUCCAAUAUCUCUACAAAACAACAAUUUUUAUUGCAUAAAUGUUUAAAAAAAGACAUCAUUUUUAAGAGUCCAUUAUGUUUACUUUUUGUUUGUGCCACCUCCUAAGGACAGGGUUACUUAGUCGACUCCGGUGCUAGUCGUAAAUGUACUAUGUAUUUUCCAGUGUUGCAGAAGCAUAAAAAGAGCAAAUUUUUCACCUCUCUUUUGUUUGAUGAAAUGCCAAUCUGCAGGAAUUUAACAUACUGCAUCACCAUUUAAAUGUGGGACUUGCAUUUGUGGCGCACAUGGGAACGCAGUGCAGUCCACAUACUUUGUUGUUCACAUUUCUGGGCCUUGUUUGCAUGAGAAUAAACAAAUUUGCUUUUGAAUAAUGUA
This is a messenger RNA of Cyprinus carpio (common carp), 2447 nucleotides long. Its product is annotated as S100 calcium binding protein U. NCBI's taxonomy places the organism in Eukaryota, Metazoa, Chordata, Actinopteri, Cypriniformes, Cyprinidae. Gene Ontology annotation, molecular function: calcium ion binding. Gene Ontology annotation, cellular component: perinuclear region of cytoplasm. The record is from RefSeq and is a predicted model, not a curated record.